UGAGUUUGUUUUUUUCAUGGACCAAAUGUUUUCUUCAGCUGAUUCAGCAAGUUCGUGAUUUUUUAAAUUAAAAAUGGGAAAAUGGAGAGGGGAAGACAGGGAAUCGAACUCUUAUUAACAAGGUGAAAGUUCGGGUAGCUAACCUAGUGGAGUUACUAAGAUUCUCCUGUUUCUUGUUGUUUAUGGAUGAAAAACGUUAACUUUUUUUAUUUUUAUUUUCUUGAUAAAGAUGAUAGUCGUGUAUUUAGAUAUGCUUGUUUUGGUUAAGUGUUGUGUUAACAGAGGCGGAGCUGGGAUUUGAAAGUUAUAAGUUCUGGAUUCUAAGAUUUUACUGUCUCAAGUGUUAGUAAUGGAUUCUGAAUUUAUUUGGUGAUUUUCCUAAAUGCAUAUACAUGAUUUGAACCAAAGCUAGAGAAUGCUGCCGAACCCCUGAUAAUGCUAUCUCUAUCCAUGUGUCUCUGUAUCUGCAUCUUGUUUGUUGGUGAUGGAGGAAGUUGGUUAUCUCAUUGAGGGGUUGGAUUUUAAGGUAGCGGAUGUAUAAUAAUGUUGUGAGUAUGUGACCACUGACUUAUAAGUUAUGUUGCUCGGACUCUCUUCAAGGUGUGUGUUGGGUCCUCCAGAAAUAGUGCAUUUUUGAAGGAUUUGACAGGGGUGUUUUUACAUAUGGUUAUUUGGUUGAUUAGUUUGUGUAUUAUCUGGAUCCAGAGGUGGAGCAAAGGUAAAGGGGUUCAAUUGAAUCCGUUUGCUGAAAAAAUGUUUUAUUGAAUCCCUUGACACAGAGGCGGAUCCAAAUUUUGAACUUUAUGGUUUCAAGUUCAAAACUUUGUUGCAUCCCAUUCAAAUCCAUUAUCUGUUCUUAUUUAGUGAAUCUUUUAACAUAUAUACUAGGUCUGAGCUAAAGUUACUGGUGUUGAUGAACUCGCAAAUUGUGAACUACAUCCCUCGCGUGAGGAAAAAUUCUAGUGUAGUGGUAAAGAGGUUGAAAAAAAUUGUUUUAGGUCAUUGGUUCAAAUCCUUUGUGUAAACUCUAGUAUUUGUAGCCAAUACCAACUAGUUUAAGGUUGAGGCCUAGCUGAUUGAGCGAUUAGAAUAACUAGUUCGAGCCGAAGACAGUUCGUUCAAAUUGUGGGUGAUCAGGGCAAAAGACUGAUAAGUCUGAGUGCAGUACAUUGAAGUCCUUUGGGACAAGGAAUGCCCUUUGUUUCAUAGGAAAAUAUGAGUAUUACUGUCUGCCUAUUAUAAAAAGCUUUUCCAUAGUCAAAAUCAAACCUUUCUUAAACUUCUGGCAUUUACCUUUACCGUCAACAGGCCUAUCGUCCGCGAUCUCGUGGAUGACGUCAUAGUUGUUGAUGAUGUAGAGAUAAUACAAGCUAUGAGACUCUAAAGAUUGGCCUUGCUGCAGUUCUUUCCAAUAGUUUAAGACAAAUCCAGCCUAUAGUGAAUGCAAUAAUAUUGGCAUUGUAAUUUCUGGAGGCAAUAUUGAUCUUGGUGUGCUUUGGAAUUCCGUUAACGAAUGAGAAACUCUGUAUUCAAUCUUCCCCUCGUUGGAACAAAUUUCUAUAUGAAUCAUGUAUUCUCGCAAUUUCUUGUUGUUUGAUUUUUGUUUCACAUUAUUCUUCUUCUUAUUAUUUUUACUAUUCUUUGGUUCUGAAUGCUCUGUACUGCUUUCCUUCUUAGCUGUCGUUUUCCCGCUACUGUCUUAUUUUCUUCUUCUUUUUAUAACUGCUUGCUUUGAUGCUCUUGAGCCAAUGGUCUUUCGCAAAAAACUUCGCUACCUCCACGAGGUAUGGGUAAGGUCAUAUACUCUACCCUCCCAGACUCCACUUGUGAGAUUACACUUGGUAUGCAAAAAACCCCUGCAUUGUUAUCUUCUUGAGUGAAAAUGCAGAAAUCAAAGUAUGGACAAUCUUGAUAAGAAUGUUGGUUAGAGGGUAAUGCCUCGAGUAAGCCUUUAAGGAGUAGAAGAAACCAUUCGAUACACAUAACCAACAUAUUUGUUAAGGAAUUGAGGAAGAAGCAAAACCAUGAGAUAGAGAAUAAGAGCAAAUUAAGAAAAGUAGGAUUUGGUAAGAUUUGAGAGAAUUAACUGAUAGACAUACAGUGUAUUAAGCCGGAAUGGAAACGAACUAGUGAAUUUGCUAUAAAAUGGUAAAAUGACGCCACAUUUUGUAAUAUUUUAAAACUAGAACUAUGCCUUUUAGAUAUAGUAGCUAUAUUUGCUUAGUUAGGUAUAACUGAUUUAUGAGUGAAAAGUGGGCUGGACCAUUAAUCCUUAAAAAGGGGACAGGACACAAGCUAGUGAAUUUUCUAGAAAAUGGUAACUGACGCCACAUUUGGUAACAUUUUAAAACUAUAACUAUAGUAACUAUAUUUGCUUCGUUAGGUAACUAAAUUAUGAGUGAAGGCUAGACCCAUUUAUUCUUUUCAACAUACAAGUAUAUAAGGUAUAGAGAGCUCAUGGUUCUUUUGAUAAAUAACUUUUUGCUCGAAGGAAGUGGCUGGAACUUUAUUUGAGCUCUCAUCAAUUUAAGCUUCAGCUUUGCAAUUGUUAACUUCCAUAGUAAUUAUUGAUGGAACCGAAUCACACAAAAUCUAGUGACUGUUAUGCUGCUGAUAUCUCCUCCAUCAGGGCAGCUCAAGUACGCAUUAAGCCCUUUGCGCAACAAACUCCUGUGCUCACCUCAGACACUUUAGAUUCUAUUGCUGGAAGAAAGCUGUACUUCAAAUGUGAAUGCUUUCAAAAGGGGGGAGCUUUUAAAUUCCGAGGGGCAUGCAAUGCUAUUUUUUCACUUGAUGAUGAUCAGGCCACUAAAGGAGUUGUAACUCAUAGCAGUGGAAAUCAUGCUGCAGCUCUUUCUUUGGCUGCAAAUCUACGGGGCAUCCCCGCAUAUAUAGUUGUACCAAAAGAUGCUCCAAAAUGCAAAGUCGCGAAUGUCAAACGUUAUGGUGGUCAUGUUAUCUUCAGUGAGCCAUCGAUGCAGUCCCGGGAAGAUACUGCAAACAAGGUGUUGCAAGAUACUGGUGCUGUUCUUGUUCCGUCCUCUAAUGAUGGGCGCAUUAUAAGCGGGCAGGGUACAAUAUCUCUGGAGUUUCUGGAACAGGCUUCGGAAAUUGACACUUUAAUAGUCCCAAUCAGUGGAGGUGGUAUGAUAUCAGGAGUUGCAUUGGCUGCCAAGGCCAUCAAUCCCGCCAUUCGCAUUUUGGCUGCCGAACCACUGGGGGCAAAUGAUGCUUUCCAAUCAAAGAGCAAUGGUAAGAUUACUAAGUUAUCUGAAGUCAACACUAUUGCUGAUGGCCUUCGAGCUUUUCUUGGCAAUCUCACAUGGCCUAUUGUCCGUGAUCUCGUGGAUGACGUUAUAGUUGUUGAUGAUAAGGAGAUAAUACAAGCUAUGAAACUUUGCUAUGAAAUUCUGAAAAUUGCAGUGGAACCAAGUGGAGCUAUAGGCCUUGCAGCUGUUCUUUCAGAUGGUUUUCGAAAAAAUCCAGUCUAUAGUGAAUGCAACCAUAUUGGAAUUGUGCUUUCCGGAGGAAACGUUGAUCUUGGUGUGCUCUGGAAUUCGUUUGAUAAAUGAGAAACUCUGUUAGUCGCGAGAGGCAGAUUCAGAAUUUGAACUAGUAGUUCAACUCAUUUGAUUUACUGGAUUCGGAAUCAAUAACUAUUUGUUCUUCUUUAGUUAAGUUUUUUUUUUUUUAUAUAUAUAUAUAUAAUGUUCGAUCCAAAGUUACUAGUUUCAGAUGAAUCUGUAACUUUCACUCUUAUGUCCAUCCUUGGAAACAGGUGUUAUUCAAUAAUUCAACUUUUCUAUUAUUGAUCAUACUUUAAAAUUUUCGUAUCGUGAGGAUUCAUCAUAAUCUGAUUGACUAUAUAAAUUUUCAUUUUUUUUUGGCCUGUUAACUACUUUCUAAUAGUAUUUGGUUUGAGCUGUCAGUGAGGAUUCAUAUCGUCGAUCCUAAUUUGUUCUUAGACUACGACGUUAUUGUUUUGUUGUUGUUAUUGUUUUAUUCUAGCAUUGCAUGUAAGUAUUACUCAUAUAAAUA
This is a messenger RNA of Solanum lycopersicum (tomato), 4038 nucleotides long. RefSeq names its product serine racemase-like. The record is from RefSeq and is a predicted model, not a curated record. Gene Ontology annotation, molecular function: D-serine ammonia-lyase activity; ATP binding; serine racemase activity. Gene Ontology annotation, biological process: D-serine biosynthetic process. Lineage: Eukaryota; Viridiplantae; Streptophyta; Magnoliopsida; Solanales; Solanaceae.